UAUGAUCUUGAAGAUUAUGAGGAAUAUCUAAAUAAUCAUAUAACACCCAGCUGGGCAGAAUGGAUAUUUGUUGUCAUUUAUUUUUUGACUUUUAUUAUGGGACUUGUGGGCAACUCUCUUGUGGUUUUUGCUGUGUGGAAGAAUCACAGCAUGCGAACAGUGACCAAUGUAUUUAUUGUUAAUUUAGCUAUUGGUGACUUUCUGGUGAUUAGUUUAUGUUUGCCACCAACGCUGGUUCAGGAUAUCACAUUUACCUGGUUUCUAGGUUUAACUAUGUGUAAACUUCUCUUGUUUCUUCAGAAUCUGUCGGUAUCUGUAUCAGUUCUGACGUUGAGUGCUAUCAGCAUUGAGAGAUGGUACGCUAUUUGUCAUCCACUGAGAUUCAAAUCAACAUUAUCGAGGGCCAGAAAUAUGAUCAUCAUCAUCUGGAUUGUUUCGGCAGGUGCAGCAUUACCUGAGCUAGUUGUUGCCCAAACCUACCCAUACGUUUACAAACCGCCAUUUACAUCGUUCUUAUUGACAUCUUGUCGUCCAUCUUGGGAUCCUUGGGUACAAUCAAUCUACCAAACAGCAUUAAUGAUAGUUAUGUAUUUAUUCCCUUUGACUUUAAUGGCUCUCACUUAUGCUAAUAUAGCAUACGUUUUGUGGCGUAAAGAAAUACCCGGAGAAAUACGUAAGUAUGAGCUGUCUUUUUUGCUUACGUCGGCCAGUCUGCUAUUUUCCCCCAAUAGAGCUAUACGUAAGCCAUCCAUAACACUUUCAAUGAUAAAAAAUAAGUUACAAUCCAGAAGAAGGGCUGCUAAAAUGUUGAUUACGAUUGUUGUUGUGUUUGCUUUAUGUUAUUUACCUGUGCAUCUGCUCAAUAUGUUAAGAUAUUUUGGGGUAUUGGUGGACCUAGAUGAAGAGAAAGCCACUUUACAGUCACUGGCAUCACAUUGGUUACCCUAUUUAAACAGCUCAAUCAAUCCAGUCAUUUAUAAUUUCAUGAGUGGUAGGUGG
Lottia gigantea (owl limpet) is the source of this 999-nucleotide messenger RNA. RefSeq lists its product as hypothetical. Gene Ontology annotation, molecular function: orexin receptor activity. The annotation marks the transcript as partial. The transcript has 4 exons. Gene Ontology annotation, biological process: G protein-coupled receptor signaling pathway; feeding behavior. The record is from RefSeq and is a predicted model, not a curated record. Gene Ontology annotation, cellular component: membrane. NCBI's taxonomy places the organism in Eukaryota, Metazoa, Mollusca, Gastropoda, Lottiidae.